This is a messenger RNA of Manis pentadactyla (Chinese pangolin), 1905 nucleotides long. It is a transcript of the gene HSPB8, whose product is annotated as heat shock protein family B (small) member 8. Gene Ontology annotation, cellular component: nucleus; protein folding chaperone complex; cytoplasm. Lineage: Eukaryota; Metazoa; Chordata; Mammalia; Pholidota; Manidae. Gene Ontology annotation, molecular function: protein homodimerization activity. The coding region runs from base 471 to 1058 and encodes 195 amino acids. The record is from RefSeq and is a predicted model, not a curated record. Gene Ontology annotation, biological process: cellular response to unfolded protein. The transcript has 3 exons.
CUGGUUCAUCACCUCUGAAUACUCCUGUGACAGGAGGUGCUUGCAAAACCCGCCUCCAGCCCUGAGCAGCAAUAAAUAGAAGGCUCCCAGCCCAGGAGAAGCGAGAAGUUUCCAGGCCUGCUUCCCCGGGUUUAUUAAGCUCCUGGCUCCACUCUAGACCUCGGCAGCUCUGGCUGAGAGCCUGGACAGCCUGCGAGGACGGUGACUGGCUGAUCUCCGGUGCGGCUGGGCGGAGGAGAGGGGCCCUCUGGAAUUCUGCUGGACCAGCCGGGGUCACCUUUGGUGGCUGGAGUGCCUUGGGGGCUGGCACCCCAGCCUGGCGUGUGCCUUGGCAGUGGAUGGUUGAGCAUUUUCUGCAGCUGAAGAACAAGCUUGGCAGGCCAGCACCCCCCCAUCACCUUGCUGUGUGACCUUGGGCAGGUGGCUCCCUCUCCCUGAGCCUCUGUUUCCCCUCCAGCUCAGCAGCCGCCAUGGGUGACGGUCAGAUGCCCUUUCCCUGCCACUACCCAAGCCGCCUGCGCCGAGACCCUUUCCUAGACUCGCCCCUCUCCUCCCGUCUGCUGGAUGAUGGCUUUGGUAUGGACCCCUUCCCCGACGACCUGACCACCUCGUGGCACAACUGGGCCCUGCCCCGGCUCUCCCCGGCCUGGCCAGGGACCCUGAGGUCGGGCAUGAUGCCCCGGGGGUCCACCAGCACAGCCAGGUAUGGUGUGCCUGCUGAGGGUAGGAGCCCCCCACCCUUCCCUGGGGAGCCCUGGAAAGUGUGUGUCAACGUGCACAGCUUCAAGCCAGAGGAGCUGAUGGUGAAGACCAAGGACGGAUACGUGGAGGUGUCUGGCAACCACGAAGAGAAGCAGCAAGAAGGGGGCAUCGUUUCCAAGAACUUCACAAAGAAAAUCCAGCUGCCUGCAGAAGUGGAUCCGGUGACAGUGUUUGCCUCACUUUCCCCAGAGGGCCUGUUGAUCAUUGAAGCUCCGCAAAUACCUCCGUACUCACCUUUUGGGGACAGCAGUUUCAACGACUUUCCCCAAGAUAGCCAAGAGGUCACCUGUACCUGAGAUCCCAGGCGUGGCCCAUCCUUUUCCUUCCCCAACCCCAGUGCUUCUCCGAGUCAAGGGUACAUUAUUCUAGCUGAAUUCAUAGAUUUAGUGCAACGAAAUGUUGAGGGUAGGGAUGGAUUGACCACAGAUUCCUGAGAUAGUGUAGUACUAGGUUUUUCCACAAGAUAGAGCAAUUGGCAGGUCAUGCUCUGUUGCAUUAGGCCAAAAUGCUGGGAGGUUUCUUAACCUUUUCUAUGGUAAUGAAAAUGUCGCACAUUCUAUAGCUGCAAAUAAAAGGGGACAUAACAUUUCACGUUGUAUCUUACCUUGUAGCUAAUGCAAGAAUUGCUUUUUUCUGGGGACCUCCCCAUCAACAAGAUUCCUAUUCUGGGCUUCCAAUUUCCAAGCCUGCCCCAUGGUUUGGCUGAUAGAGCCCAUUGGCUCAACCUACAGUGUUUCUGCAGCCCUGGCCUAAAAAGGGGGUACAGACACGUCUUACAUCCCCAUAUGGGAUUUAGUCUAACAACCACAUGAAAACAAUGAGUGCCUUCUGCCCUCCACCCAGGCUUUGUAGCAUGUUCCCAGCUGGCAUUCCCUGAGGACACUGAGAGCCCCUUAGUUUGUUCUCUGGCUAAAGUCCUCUCUUUCUUGUGUUGCCUACGUCUAAGUCAGGAUUUUUACAGAGGGGGCUGUCUCCAGACAGCUCCACCAGGAACCAAGCAAAGGCCAGACAGCCUGGCAUGCAGGCUAGUGGUAUUGCAUAUAUGAGUGGGACAUGUGUGUCCUUGUUAUUUGAAUUGUGCUGUUGUUUAGCAAAAAAAAAAAAAAACACUAAAUAAUAAUAAUAAAGGAGCUGAUGUUCUUA